AUGAAAAGUGAAGCUGAGCAGUUACAAUCGGAAUCAUCAGAUGAAUUGUGGUUUAGUGUGAAUUUUGGAUCGCUCUCACAGUCGAUUCAUCGAUUCUGUUUGCUUCUUUCUUAUCAGAAUGAGUCCGGAAAUCACACUUUUGUUGAAGAGUUUUCGUUCGAUUUUACAGCGAUGCCUCUCUUCCACUCUCAUCACAUGAAUCAUCUUCUUCGGAUGAAAUGGAUUCAACCAGGAAUGUCUGCUUUCCUCCUCGUUCUCUUUUUGGGAAUCUUGUUGUUCUGUUUUCCCUCUUCAUCGUAUGAGCUUCUUUCUUGGAUUCCUUCUUCCCCACGUUCAUUUUCUUUAUUAUCAUUGUUUUAUUAUUUGCGAACCAUCCAAUAUCGUCUUCAACGUGUUUUAGCAUUCUCAAUUCUUCGCUAUCUGUUUAUCUCUUUCGCCCUUUCACUUUGUUUUGGUGUUUAUUUUGUAGGAAGAAUGGACGGAGUUUGGUUUGUGGCAUUUGCCUGGGGUGUUUUUUCUUUUGACUCAACGGAUGGCUUCGAAUAUGCGUUCUGGACAGAACUAUUGAUAUGGGGAGCUGUGGAAUGUCUGGGAAUCGCUAUUCCUAUGCUGCUAUUUUGCAUGCAAAGCGUUUAUAGAACUAGAUACGAUAUGGACAAGAGAAGAAGUAGAGGAACAGAUUGUUGGAGUCGGUGGAUUCUUUGUGGCAUUGCGUGCACCACGUUCUUUAUUCAACUACUUUUGCUGCAAUUUAACUUUCCUCUUCAUGUGUGCUUCCUUUCUGCAAAUCUGGUUCUCUUCCCAUUAGCUUCGAUACUCAUCCCUCUUGUAUUCUUCAAAAAGUGA
Molecule: messenger RNA, 846 nt
Organism: Blastocystis hominis
Lineage: Eukaryota; Bigyra; Opalinata; Blastocystidae
Exons: 1
Coding region: 1-846 (281 amino acids)
Source: RefSeq, a predicted model, not a curated record